Messenger RNA from Leucoraja erinaceus (little skate), 4595 nucleotides. Its product is annotated as choline/ethanolaminephosphotransferase 1-like. Bases 130 to 1425 code for a protein of 431 amino acids. The transcript is spliced from 8 exons. Gene Ontology annotation, molecular function: diacylglycerol cholinephosphotransferase activity; ethanolaminephosphotransferase activity. Gene Ontology annotation, cellular component: endoplasmic reticulum membrane; Golgi apparatus. Gene Ontology annotation, biological process: phosphatidylethanolamine biosynthetic process. NCBI's taxonomy places the organism in Eukaryota, Metazoa, Chordata, Chondrichthyes, Rajiformes, Rajidae. The record is from RefSeq and is a predicted model, not a curated record.
UUUCCGGGGCGCGGUGCUGUGUCCAGGGUAACGGGAGCGGGCGGAGCGCGGCUUGCGGCCUGGAGCCCGCGGACGGGAGAGAGAGCGCGGGCCGGGCCUGCGGGCUGUGAGUGACCGAGCGCCGGCCCCAUGAGCGCGCCGCAGCGGCGGCCGACGCGACGGAGCGAAGGCGGGGAGGUGAGCUCGGGGCCGGGCCUGAGCCGGGCACCGGUCGUCAGCCCGCGGUCGGGCCGCGGAAGCCGGAGCUCAGAGGCCGGCCUGGGCGUCCUGCUGCAGCAGCCCCUGACCCGGCAGCAACUGAAACGCCUGGAGGAGCACCGGUACCGGAGCGCCGGCGCCUCGCUGCUGGAGCCGCUGAUGCAGGUAUGGUGGGAGUGGCUGGUCCGCCGCCUGCCGCUCUGGAUGGCGCCCAACGCCAUCACCAUCACCGGCCUGGCCCUCAACGCCUGCACCACCCUCGUCCUCAUGUUGUACUGCCCCACGGCCACCGAGCAGGCACCUUUGUGGGCAUACCUGGCCUGUGCUCUGGGACUUUUUAUCUACCAGACGCUCGAUGCAAUAGAUGGGAAGCAGGCUAGAAGAACAAAUAGUAGCAGUCCUCUUGGAGAGCUGUUUGACCAUGGCUGUGAUUCACUUUCCACAGUCUUUGUGGUCCUUGGAAUAUGUAUAGCCGUGCAGCUUGGCACCAACCCAGACUGGAUGUUCUUCUGCUGUUUUGCUGGCGUUUUCAUGUUCUACUGCGCUCACUGGCAGACGUAUGUUUCUGGGACACUGCGCUUUGGGAUAUUCGACAUCACUGAAGCUCAACUCUGCAUUGUAGUUGCACAGGUUGCAACGGUGCUUAUGGGGCCUUCAAUGUGGAGUAUGCCGAUCCCAGUAUUGGAAAUUCAAGUUAAAAUCGUGCCAGCACUCUUUGUGGUGGCUGGUGCCAUCUUCUCCUGCACCAACUAUUUCACUGUCAUCUUCACAGGCGGCGUUGGCAAGAACGGCUCAACCAUUGCGGGCACGAGUGUUCUGUCACCAUUCCUGCACAUAGGAACAGUAAUAAUACUGGCUUUGAUGAUUUACAAGAAAUCCACAAGCCGGCUUUUUGAGAAUAAUCCCUGCCUCUACAUCCUUGCUUUUGGCUUCGUCUCUGCAAAAAUAACCAAUAAAUUAGUGGUGGCUCACAUGACGAAGAGUGAGAUGCACUUGCAGGACACUGCCUUUGUUGGCCCAGGACUCCUCUUCCUAGACCAGUACUUCAACAGCUUUAUCAGCGAGUAUUUGGUGCUCUGGAUUGCUUUGGUUUGGUCUCUCUUUGACCUAAUCCGUUACUCCGUAGGUGUCUGCAAUCAGAUCGCAUCCCAUCUUCACAUUAAUGUCUUCAAAAUCAGUUCCAUCUCCUCGCCAGUCAGCACCCUGGAGCAUAACCAUCAUGAGUAACUUGACUACUGUGCUUGAUGAAGUACCCCAAGGCUGUGACUGAGGAAAUGUACAUAGAGCAAAACAAGUGAACAAAUUAUUAAUUUAUGGUUCAAUCAUUGUGUGCACUUUUGUUUUAUUUAAGCCUCAGUUUCUGAAUGAAAUCUAUCACUCCUAAAUUAGCAGACUGUGGAAGGAACUGACUUGCUCCUGCAUGCAUAUCGCCCUGUAAUGCUGACAGGUCAGGAAGGAAUGUGGUCUUGUCCGGGGCCUAGAUGAGCACACCGAGUAUGCUCGGUCUCAUCAGCCCUUUUGGUCGGACAGCUGACUAUCCACUGGCAUAGUACAGUGCUGAGGUUCGCGGCGUGAGUUAAUUGAAAUUCCUACAAGUUAAGUACCUUGUGAAAACCAGAUGAGCCAUAUUGCAGGUAAGGACUGCAAGGGAUUUGGGGUGUGAGGGGAGGGUGUGGGCUGCUUUGUGCCAAGCCAGAUUCUCGCUGUUGGCAGUUGUGAGGUGAGUGAACUGCAUGCAGUGUACUUCACAAAACAAAAAUAAAAUGGUUGGGGAUAUAAUCUGAUGGGGGUGUUUCCUGAUGCAAGGCACGAGCGCCUCUGGAUUGAAGUUUUGGAAUGCACUAUUUUGUAACAUAUGUCCUAAUUACACCAGUAAAGCUGUAUCAGAUUCUGGUAUUAACCAUACAGAACUGUAAUUAAAGGGGCCUUUUUUGUGCUGAGCUGCCACUUUAAGGAGCAGUAUAACGUGACUUUUGUUUGCUAUAUUUUUUUACACGCCAACAUGUAAAGGAGUACAUAGCCAGGAACUUUUGCGUCCACUUUAACAAAGUGAUUUCACUUCCCCCCCAAAAAUAAUCACCCUUGCUUGUAGACUUACCCUACAAGAGUGAGCCUGUAGCUUCCUGAUUUAUUCUGAAUGCUAUUCCUCAUGAAUCGGAUCUUUCCAACCUUGUCUUAAGCUUGUGCUAUCACCAAAGGUACAAAUCAGUAAUAUUCAUUGAGAAACUGCAAGAAACAGUUUUCUCAUUGGAAAAUUCUUCAAAUACAACUUGCUUCACAGGGUAUCAAACUAAGAGAUACAUUUUCUUCCUUGAUUAAGGCUUGCUUUGCACUGAUCGUAGAAUAAUUUAUUGGCUUAAACAGUACUGGAAAACAUGCACGGUAACAGCAUUAGUGCCCAAAGUUUACAACUUUAUGGAAAUGAGAGAAUUACAUGCUGGACAGAUGCUGGGUUCCAUGCACCCAUUCAUUGACUGUGCCAGAUAAAGUGUUCCUUCAUUCAUGUGGGUAAAUGAUUCAGUACCUUUGUAUAAUAUAAAAUAAUCUCCACAAUGGGACUGCAGUUCGUCUCCUGUUAUGGAAAAUAGUUUGCCUGCCUGAGUUUCAUCUGUCAGCCUUUGCAUCACAGCUGAAAACAAGCUUGGCCUUCUACUGUUUGGCAGUUGUCCAGUUACCAAUAGCGUGUUUCAGAACUCACUGAGACUUGCUACUCUGGUAUGUAUGUGAGUAUGAGUUGAAGCUGAAACAUCUAAGGACAGCACAAGAUUUUUCUAUUUGAAAAUAGACAAUGAAUAUAAUCGUAAUGAGGGUUUCAGAAGGAAGACCUGGCUUCUCAGUGUUGAUACACACCCCACAAUCGGUCUUGAGUAACUUGAGUUCUGUCCCACUUUGAGUGUUUCCAAUUGUUUGGCCAGUAAAGUGCUGAGCAAUUCUGGGAUGAGUGUCGGGGAUGGAUUUGUGCUGUUGCACAUUAGAUUCUGCUGUCUUGUGUUCUUUGGCUUUGUGGAAAAGCAGGACGUGACCUGAAUAAUCAGCUGCGAUUUGGUGGUUUUACCAUUGGUACACAGCAAGCAUUUUCACUGGCAUCAAUCAACAAUUCUAUUCUUCUGUAGUGCUGAAAAUCAGGGCUACUGUGAUCAGAAAAAGCAGUAGCUCAGUGCUUAAUCCAGCCUGCAACCAAAUGUUUUCUGUAGCAAAGGAUUAGUGCUCUAAAAUUAACCUAUACUUGCAUAAAUGCAACUUUUCCUGAGAAAUAUUGCUAUAUGCCAUUUAAUGUAUUUUGUUUAGGAAAUGCCAUAUAACAGGAUAAGGAAAAUAGCAAUAGAUUGAAUCAAAAUUGUCAUCUCGGGUGACCAAGAGAAUUUUGUAAACUCCUGUGAAUCUCAACAAUGGCGACUUACCUGAUUUCACAGUAAAGUUUGAUUGAUGAGGAUUUCAGUUUGUUGGUAAUAGGUGGAUUUUUUGCAUUGGUAAUCAUUUACACAGAAUAUAUUUUGUCAAAUAGGUAAUUUUUGAGCAUUGGCUGCUCCUGGUAUUAUGAAUAAUACAGGGAUUGGGGAUGAGUACCACAUUCAUCCUUGAAAUGAAUCUUGAGACUUGAGAGAUUUUAAAUGAAAGCAAAGGAUUUGUUUCAAUAUGAAUUAACAUCCUGAAUUCGGGGGAGGGGGGGGGGGAGCCUGUUGUGCACAUAAAGCCAGUUCACACAUGAAAAUGCCCAAACUAUGCAAGAAUCGGAAACUAGUAUACUCCUCCUAGCAUCAGUACUUUUUACAAUGAGUUGUCAUCAUUCAAAAGUGUUAUGAAUGGAUUCCUGACAGUAUUAUUUGUGCAAGGUGUAGGGCUGCCUUGUAAUGUUUUCAAAUAUAUAGAUAGGAAGAGGGUGUGGGCUUGCUUGGGAAUAUCUGGGUUCCUCCUAUCAUUUUGUGUACUCUAACUUUCCAGAGAGUUCACUUUGAUUGUUAGCAGUGAGAAUGGGGUCCUGACCUCACUAAUCCCACCAUUUCUUAACACAUUUCCAGGUCCCAGAUAUGAUUUACAGAAUGAACCAAAGCAUUUCUUGCCUUUGACCCUUUUCUUGAGCUUAAUUGUUUCUGAAAGAGGAGUCGUAACUGGAAAAAUCCAAUCCAAUCAGUUGUAAUAUAACAGGAAUACUCUGCUAUAUGGAAUAGUAAUAAUCCAAUGAGCAGGUCAUUUUAUUGACCAUCCCUAUUCACUUGGAGCAACUGGAUAUAAUGGAGAUAUAUAAUUGUUUUGCACAAAUCUUGUUUGUUUAUGAAAAUACAAAUGAUUUUACCUAAUUUUGCCUUUAGUGUAACUAAGCCUCUUGAUUUUAUUCUUGUAACUUUCUGUUCUUUCUAAAUAAGUGCUGAUGUAAAUAAAGAUUGCUUUAUUCAUGA